AGCCCCACGCGGGGCGGACCGAGGCCGGAAGGGGAGCUGGGCGGUUCAGGGGAGCUGCGAACAGCUCUGCUCUGGAGAAGAGCGCCAGGGCUGGGCACCGGGUCACACAGCUGCAGACAGGAGCCUGCACAGCGCAGGCUGUGUGUUCCGGGGGCGGCGGCGUCCUGGCUGCUUCCACGGGAGCUGUGGGGAGAGCUGUGCGCUUUUCCAGAGGGGACCACAGCGGGACCUGCCCGGUCACUCGAGAACACGCAGGAAGCUGGAAGUGUUCUCUGGAACUGAACUCGGCCAGGAAGAAACGGAAGCAGCCAUCCCGUCCUCCCAGGACUCACUGCCCAGUAAAAUUCAAGUCGCCUUCCUGGCCUCUGCACAUCGCAGCAGCCAGUGGCCCAGGGUCAGCUCCCCUCAUUAUGGUCACAGACAAGGGGACCUCAGUCAGCCUCAACCUCACAAGCCAGGUCCAAGCACAUGCCAUCCCCUCCUCCCGUCACACCACGGGGCCAGCUGUGUGGGACCCUGGUGGAUCCUCGAGAACAGCGUCCUUAACUGCGAGACACGGCGAGGCCUGGGAGCCCAGCUUUAAGGAAGGUGAGGAGUUCGGAGGACAGUGA
Messenger RNA from Chinchilla lanigera (long-tailed chinchilla), 611 nucleotides. RefSeq lists its product as uncharacterized. Lineage: Eukaryota; Metazoa; Chordata; Mammalia; Rodentia; Chinchillidae. The record is from RefSeq and is a predicted model, not a curated record.